Ornithorhynchus anatinus (platypus) is the source of this 2995-nucleotide messenger RNA. Its product is annotated as vomeronasal type-2 receptor 26-like. The record is from RefSeq and is a predicted model, not a curated record. Lineage: Eukaryota; Metazoa; Chordata; Mammalia; Monotremata; Ornithorhynchidae. The coding region runs from base 1 to 2553 and encodes 850 amino acids. Gene Ontology annotation, molecular function: G protein-coupled receptor activity. Gene Ontology annotation, biological process: G protein-coupled receptor signaling pathway. Gene Ontology annotation, cellular component: membrane. The transcript is spliced from 6 exons.
AUGUUCCUGCUACUUUUCCUGCCGCUGCUCUUCCAGCUUCCCGGCUGUGAGGGCCGGAUGGGAAAACCUCCCUGUUCCUUGCGGAAAAACUUCCCAGUGAGGUAUUCCAAAGCGGGAGACGUGGUGAUCGGGGGCCUCUUCUCCAUGGACUCGAAAAGAACUUAUUUACUCGUGGAUCCUUUCUUUAGGAUUGACCCUUUCGUGGAAGACCUCCUUUCGAGUCCCUUACGUCUCUACUACCAGAACGUCCUGGCCCUGGUGUUCGCCGUGGAGGAGAUCAACAGGAAUCUCACUCUCCUGCCCAAUGUCUCCCUGGGGUUCCAACUCUUCGAUAAUAACUUCAGGGAAGACACAGCCGUGGAGAACUCGCUGAUGCUGCUGUCCGAAGGAGGGGAGGCCGUCCCCAACUUCAACUGCGAGGGGUCUGGCAAGCUAGUGGCGGUCAUCGGAGGGCUCACCGCCCCACUCUCCGCCGCCGUCGCGGACCUGCUGGGUCUCUACGAGUGCCCCCAGAUCGCCUACGGCCCGUUUGACGCCACCCUGGAGGGCAAGGCCCGGUUUCCCACCCUCCAUCAGAUAGCGCCCAAGGACCUCAGCCAGCCCCUGGCCAUCGUCCGCCUCCUGGUGCACUUUAACUGGACCUGGGUGGGGCUGGUGGUUGCGGACGACAUGAAAGGGGAGGAAUUCCUCAGAGAGAUGCGGAGGGAGAUGGCAAAGAAUGAGAUCUGUCAGGCCUUUGAAAGCAAAGUUCCCAAAAGAGAUGAUAUGAGAUAUAUCCUUAGGAAGUUGUUAUUCAGUAUUCAAGACUCAACUGCUAACGUCGUUACUGUAUCCGGUGAUACCGAUUCCAUGACUUGGUUUGCCUGGACAAUGAUUGAAAUCCGAAUGGAACCCAAGGUCUGGAUUAUCACUUCUUCCUGGGAUUUCUCCUUGCGCUACACUCCCGAAACGAAUUUAGACAUACUCCACGGGGCCCUGACGUUUUCCCUGCACAAGAAAGAGAUUUCCGGUUUCAACGAUUUUCUCCGCAGGGUCAAUCCAUCUCACUAUCCGGAUGACUUCUUCCUGAAAAAAUUUUGGAAGGUAAAAGAAAUCUGUUUUGACUCGGAGACGCGGAAGACGAAUCCGAUAUGCUCAGAGAACAUCACCCUGGAUAAAUGGCCCCGAAAUAUCUUCGACGUGCAUCUGAGUGAGCAGAGUCACCUGGUCUACAAAGCCGUGUACGCCGUGGCCCGCGGGCUCCACGAGGUCCUCAGCUCGGAGGAGGGAGCGGUGGAUGCUGGACACGGCGGGGCGCCUCGCCCAUGGCUGGUCCACUCUGUCCUGAGCCACAUCCACGGGAACGGUGGUGAUGGGAACGGGAUGGUUUGGGGAGAGUCGGGGAUGUCCACUACAAAGUACGAUGUCAAAAAUUUUGUGGCCCAUCCCAUCGAGAGUCAGAUGACGGUGGGAGAGUUUGACUCUCUAGCUCCUACCGGCCACGACCUCGUCAUCGAUGAACAGGCCAUCGUGUGGGCGAAGGAUAACAAGUCGAUCCCCUCCUCCGUGUGCAAUGGUGACUGUUUUCCCGGAACGCGAAAAACGAGGGAGUCGGGUGAGCCCAUAUGCUGCUUUACUUGUAUCCAGUGCCCGGACGGGGCGGUCAGCAGUCAGAUGAACAUGGACUCGUGUGUGAAGUGCCCGGACGACCACUAUGCAAAUAGGAAGAGGAAUAGCUGUCUCCCGAAGGCUUUCACUUUCCUGACCUUUGAAGAACCUCUGGGGAUGACUCUGGUCUUCCUCGCCCUCUCCUUCUCUCUUCUCAGCGUCGCGGUGCUGGGCGUCUUCAUUAAGCACCGAGACACCCCCGUGGUCAGGGCCAAUAACCGCCACCUCAGCUACACCCUCCUCAUCGCCCUCACCCUCUGCUUCCUCUGCUCCUGCGUUUUCAUCGGCCGGCCCGGCCCCGUCAGCUGCCUCCUCCGCCAGACCGCCUUCGGGGUGGUCUUCGCGGUGGCCGUCUCCUCCAUCCUGGCCAAGACGGUCACGGUGGUGGUGGCCUUCAAGGCCACGGUUCCGGGGGGCCGGAGCCGCACGUGGAUGGGCCCCCGGGUGUCGGCCUCCAUCGUCCUCGUCUGUUCCCUGGUCCAGGUGGCCAUCUGCGCCGCCUGGCUGGGGGCCGCUCCCCCCUUCCCGGACCUGGACGUGCUCUCCGAGCCCGGGCACAUCGUCGUCCAGUGUAACGAAGGCUCGGUGAUCGCCUUCUACUGCGUCCUGGGCUACCUGGGCUUCCUGGCCCUGGUCAGCUUCACCGUGGCCUUCCUGGCCCGCAGGCUGCCCGACAGCUUCAACGAGGCCAAGUUCAUCACGUUCAGCAUGCUGGUCUUCUGCAGCGUCUGGAUCUCCUUCCUGCCCGCCUACCAGAGCAGCAAGGGGAAGGCCAUGGUGGCCGUGGAGGUCUUCUCCAUCCUGGCCUCCAGCGCCGGGCUGCUGGGCUGUAUCUUCGUUCCCAAGUGCUACGUGAUCCUCCUGCGGCCCGACAGGAACACUCGGGAGUGGCUCAAGGCCCGGUGACUCGCGGAGCCUCGACCUUUUUCUCCCUCGGGGCACUUCCCCACCUCUAUAAAGAAUCUAGAACUUCCUUGGCUAACCGACCCUCAGAGUCAGUUCCCGCUUAUCGCUUCAGGGAACGUGGUCAUCACGGCGCUUCACGAAUAUCACCCUUAUUGUUACUGUUGUUUUCAUUAUCACAUUAUCGUUAACUUUACCGUCCUCACCUCCGCUUCCUGUCCUCUCCUCUGCAUGGAUCAUGGACACUGAUGUGGUCCGAGGGGAUGCUACAGGCAGAUCCAUGCCCGAAAUUCAUGCCCUAAAUUUCUCGACUACUAUCGUAUAACCCCCCCAGGGAACGGUGAUGUCCCGCUUUAGCCUGCCAUUUGGGCGAAGGAUACCCCCAGACUUCCCAAUCUUCACAGCCCAGUCUUUGUGACCUUCAAAGGUCACAGGGACCUUUUUG